ACUAUAAAACACAACAAAUCAUAAAAGCCCGCUCAGCAGCACCGGCCGCGCCUCCCCUCCCAAUGAGUUCCUAUUUUGUGAACUCCACCUUCCCAGUUACUCUGUCCAACGGACAGGAGUCGUUCCUGGGUCAGCUCCCGCUGUACUCCUCGGGCUAUGCGGAUCCUUUAAGACACUACCCCGCGGCGUAUGGAACCGGGGCGGUCCAGGACAAGGGCUUUGCCUCUUCUUCCUACUACCCACCAACGAGCGGGGGCUACGGCCGGGCUGCCGCUUGUGACUAUGGGCCAGCCAGCUUCUACAGGGAGAAAGAGUCCUCCUGCGCCCUCUCCAGCGGCGAAGAGCCUACCCCCUUCCACCCCGAGCCGAGGAAGUCCGACUGCGCCCAAGACAAAAAUGUUUUCGGAGAGAGUGAGGAGCAGAAGUGUUCCACGCCUGUCUAUCCCUGGAUGCAGCGGAUGAAUUCAUGCAACAGUUCUUCUUUUGGGCCCAGCGGGCGGCGAGGCCGUCAGACAUACACCCGCUACCAGACCCUGGAGCUGGAGAAGGAGUUCCAUUACAAUCGUUACCUAACCCGGAGGAGACGCAUCGAGAUCGCGCACGCCCUGUGCCUGACCGAGAGACAGAUCAAAAUCUGGUUCCAGAACAGACGGAUGAAAUGGAAAAAGGAGAACAAGAUGCUCAACUCUUCCCAGCUCAGCCCUGAGGCAGAGGAAGAAAAGCCCACAGAGUGAUCUCCAGGAAGGACCGGGAUGAAGGGAGGGAGGGAGGGAAGGAAAGUGAAGAGGAAUGGCAGGGGAGGUGGCUGAGGUGGGGAAAACGAAAAUAAGCAUCAAUAUUAUCAUAUGCCUUCGUGGGAGGGAGCAGGAAGAGGGUGGGUGAGAAAUUCUUAAGCACCUCAGAGAGAGGCCGGACUAAUUCCAUUCCCUGUGGAGCUCCCACCCUGCAGAUUUCUCCCGUCAGCUGCUAGCCACUAGAGCCCCAGAUAGGUUCCCACUCCACGGUUUCUUCUCUGUCUCUUACAUCUCUAACCCUCCCACGCAAGCUACCUGGGGUCCCCAGUUUGUGUACUGCGGCUGAGAACCGAAAGGAAUCCUCUCAUGUUGUGUUUCCCGGAAGCAAAGCAAAUCGCUGUUUUCCUUGUCUUGUCUUCAUUUUGUACAGUGUCCCAUGCACGGUUGAAUUAGAGAUUUGGUUUCCCUUUUGAGAGGGGAGGUCUCGGGGGGGGGCCUUCCCCUGUCCCCCAGACCUGUCGCCUCUUCCCCUCCCCCCUUAAUCCACUGGAAGGAGCACAGACUACCUAAGAGGAAGAAGAAGAGCAGCCGCAGAAGAAAAAAAAGUUCUAUUUUAUUAAUUUUUUUAUGUGUUGUGUUCGUAGUUUUGUCUUAGCUCUCCGAAGUGAAAUA
Molecule: messenger RNA, 1406 nt
Organism: Vombatus ursinus (common wombat)
Lineage: Eukaryota; Metazoa; Chordata; Mammalia; Diprotodontia; Vombatidae
Gene: HOXB6
Product: homeobox B6
Exons: 2
Coding region: 63-734 (223 amino acids)
Biological process (GO): anterior/posterior pattern specification; regulation of transcription by RNA polymerase II
Cellular component (GO): nucleus
Molecular function (GO): DNA-binding transcription factor activity, RNA polymerase II-specific; RNA polymerase II cis-regulatory region sequence-specific DNA binding
Source: RefSeq, a predicted model, not a curated record